Tricharina praecox is the source of this 885-nucleotide messenger RNA. RefSeq lists its product as uncharacterized. Bases 359 to 832 code for a protein of 157 amino acids. The record is from RefSeq and is a predicted model, not a curated record. The transcript has a single exon. Lineage: Eukaryota; Fungi; Ascomycota; Pezizomycetes; Pezizales; Pyronemataceae.
CCAGUCUACCGGUGCUGGGUACCUGUGUACCUUGAUCCAGGCACCAGGAGUCAUGUAUGUAGCACUGGCGGGAAGGGAGCGCAGCGGCAACCACCCUCCCUCUCUUUUGCAGAAUCUGGGGUACUUGUCGCUCUAGGGUACACUACCGGUAGAAACUCUACAUGGCGUAAUGCGGGGAGGGUCAGGACGACCCAAGCGUUGAGUGCGGCGCGCGGUGGGCCGCUUGGUGGGCCUCUUCUUACUAGAGUAAGUCGAAAGCUGAGACAGCCGUGCUGAGCUGAGCUCGGCAAGCCGAAGAGAAGAGAAGGUCAACGUUGGAACGAUGGGGCGUAUGGUGACAUCGACCUGCCGUUAGAGGAUGUUGAAUCGAAGAGAGGAAGAGAAGAAGAGGGUGUUAUUUUUUACGUUUCUGUUUUUAUUUUUUCCUGUUUUUCCGUUCUAUUUUUUUUAUUUUUCAUGUUUUCCGUUUUAUUUUUCUGUUUUUCUGUUCUAUUUUUUCUAUUUUUCAUGUUUUCCGUUUUGUUUUUCUGUUUUUCUGUUCUGUUUCUUUAUUUUUCGUGUUUUACGUUUUAUUUUCCCCGUGCUCAAUCGAUCAAACUGGAGACUCGAGAGUUUGGAGCAGUGGAAGGAGAGAUCUGAGAAGGCGGCUAGCAUCGGAUGCGGCUCCAGCAUGCAGACAGAGACAGAUCGACCGACAGACAGACAAACAGACAGACAAAAGACCCGACAGCUUCCUUCCUUCGUUCUCGAAGUUUGCGUGCGUGCGUGCAUGCUGUCCUGCCCUGUCCUGUCAGGAACAAAACAGAACAGAUGGCCCACACCCACAUCCUGACGAUUCGAGAAGCUCGGUCGCUACUUACCGACCUCCUUACUACGGAGAACAGU